This is a messenger RNA of Rhea pennata, 1164 nucleotides long. RefSeq names its product reticulon-3-like. The record is from RefSeq and is a predicted model, not a curated record. The transcript is spliced from 7 exons. Gene Ontology annotation, cellular component: endoplasmic reticulum membrane. Lineage: Eukaryota; Metazoa; Chordata; Aves; Rheiformes; Rheidae. The coding region runs from base 71 to 769 and encodes 232 amino acids.
CGCCCUGUCAGUCGGUGCGUGCGCGCCGAGCGGGACGGACGCUCCUCGCCGCCGCUCCGCGCUCGCCGCCAUGGCCGACGCCGCCACCCAGUCGCCCUACGUCUCCUCUUCCUCGGCCGCCGGCCAGCCCGAGCCCGGCGUCCCUCACCCCGCGCCGGGGGCCCGGGACUGCAAAGGGGCCGGUUCCCCGUUCUGCGCCGCCCGCGACCUGGUGCUGUGGCGCGACGCCCGCCGCUCGGGCUGGGUGCUGGGCGCCACGCUGCCGCUGCUGCUCUCGCUGGCGGCCUUCAGCGCCGUCAGCGUCGUCGCCCACCUCGUCCUCGCCCUGCUCUCCGUCACCGUCACCUUCCGCGUCUACAAGGCCGUGGUCCAGGCCGUGCAGAAGUCCCAGGAGGGGCACCCGUUCAGGGCCUACCUGGAGCUGGACCUGACGCUCUCGCCCGAGGCCUUCCGCGGGCACGUGGCCGCCGCCGCGGCGCAGGCGACCCGCGCGCUGCGCCUCCUCCUCCGCCUCUUCCUCGUCGAGGACCUGGUGGACUCGCUGAAGCUGGCGGUGGCCAUGUGGCUGAUGACCUACGUGGGCGCCGUCUUCAACGGCAUCACGCUGCUCAUCCUGGCCGAGCUGCUCGCCUUCACCCUGCCGCCCGUCUACGAGAAGUACGAGGCGCAGAUCGACGGCUGCGUGGCCGCGGCCCGCGAGCGCGGCAAGGCGCUGCUGGCGAGCGUCCAGGCGAAGCUCCCGGGCCAGGCUGGGAAGAAGCCGGAAUAGAACCGCCGGCACCGGGAGCGGCACCGGGAGCGGCUCCGGCACCGGCGCCGCCGGGGAGAGCCCGGGUCCGCGACGGUGCCCGCGGCCGCCCCCUCCCUCCCCUCCCCCCCUUGCUCUCGUGGUGGGUUUUUUCCUCGUUCUUUUUUUGUUGGUUUUUUGGGUUUUUUUUUUUUUAAUGUUAUUUUCGACACCGAGGUGAAACGUCUGUAACUGCUGUCAGGAGCCCGCGGAGCGCCGGAGCCGUGCGGGCGGCGCCGGCGCCGACCUCCCGCGGGUCCCCCCCGCCCCUCCGGCGCCGGCGGGCGAGGGGAGCGGGGCGGCCGCGCCGCGAUCCGGGAUCCGGCCCCCCGGCCCCCCGCGCCGGGAUGUGCUGUUAAUAAAAGCCCCGCGCCGGA